AUGGAUCCCAUCAAGGCUCAAAAGGUUCGAGCCAUGAAGCUCUACAAGAAGAGUGAUCCGUUUUUCCAGAGUCUCAUUCUUCAUUCUCUUCUUGCGCUAGCUUGCAGUUUGUUUUGUUCCUACUCUCAUUCGUUUCCCAAUUCCUUUUACGCUAUCAAACACCUCUUGUUUAAUUCUCUUCCCAAUACUUGGUCGUGGUUCGUUAACCCUAGCUGCCUGUUCGUGGUGGUCAAUUGCAUUGUGGUGUUCCUUAUUGGAGAAUCGAGGAUCAUGAGUCGCAAGCAAUCCUUGUCUCCGGUUGAUCAUGUUUACGAUGAGUAUGUUGCGAGGACUCGAAGUCUUAGGGGACGUCCCUCCACGACAGUUCAAGAGAUCAAGAAACAAGAGAAGAUCGUACUGAUGACAAUGGAUGAUCCGAAGGAGGACAAUGCUAAUGGCAUUGAAGAUCACACAGAGGUCAAUGAAGUACUGCCACUGAAAGAAGAUAGUGGUGAUGGCCAUGAUGAAGAUUUCGAAGAGUGCGAGGGAAAUGUUACCGAAAAUGAAAUACAUGAUGAAGAAGAAGAAGAGAAAGAAAUAUUGGAAGAAGAAAACGAACAAGAAGACGAUAAAGAACAAGAAAAAGAGGAGGAAGAGGAGGAGGCUAUAGGGAUACCAGCUGAUGAACUAAACAAAAGAGUCGAAGACUUUAUUGCAAGGGUUAAUAAGCAAAGGUGGCUUGAAGCUAGAUUUUUGGUGGGUAGCUACUAG
Molecule: messenger RNA, 750 nt
Organism: Fragaria vesca subsp. vesca
Lineage: Eukaryota; Viridiplantae; Streptophyta; Magnoliopsida; Rosales; Rosaceae
Exons: 1
Coding region: 1-750 (249 amino acids)
Source: RefSeq, a predicted model, not a curated record